Molecule: messenger RNA, 757 nt
Organism: Pisolithus orientalis
Lineage: Eukaryota; Fungi; Basidiomycota; Agaricomycetes; Boletales; Pisolithaceae
Exons: 4
Coding region: 133-363 (76 amino acids)
Source: RefSeq, a predicted model, not a curated record
CGGUACCAGCCGGUACUCCAUUCCUUCUGCCCUUUCCCUACGAUUCCUUCCAGUGGUCGACCAUAAAAAGCUUGCGUACUGUCGUUCAUUCAAUAUCUCCCGGGUGACAGUUUCUUCAAGAGCAUCGCUAUUAUGUGUCACCACGAAAUUGUCGGGGACUACCAUAGGGGCUGUGGACAUUUUCACGGGCGCUACUUUACGGGUGACGUGAUGGACUGUAACUCUCCAAGAUGCAAGACAAGCAAGUCUCACAUGCAUAAGACAGCCAUCAACUGUGGCUGCCCCCCUGUAGUCACGGAAAACAGAAGAGUACAAAAUUUAUACCAAACAAAGCAUCCUGAUUGCCAGCAGCAGCCGCGGUGACUUGGAGCUCUACGCAGGCAGGUACUCGUCGAGGGAGAUGAAUGGCGAGUUAGCCGUACGCUUCUUCCCACCUCUAUCGGGAUCUCCAGAGCGGGGCUCUCAAUUUAUACGUAAUUUAUGAUCACUACACAUGUAGCUUCUGGUCGCUCAGGAUACACUUGCCUAUGUAAGAUCACGACACCACCACUGUAGUAUGUAUAUCAGAUGUAAAUCGAUCGCUACAUGCACUGCACAACCCAUCGAGAAUCAUGAAGGCGAUCGUAACACGCUCUUCAGAAGGCGUGCGGGCGGGUAGCAGUAUUCACGGGCUGCAUGACACACGAGUCGUCGUUUCAUCAGAUUUGUGGACCCCACCAAGAAGUGUGAAUACAUACUGGUGGCCCUGAUCUUGCCG